UACCUUAAGAAAUUUAAAUAUAACUUUUCAACACCACAGUUCAAGAUUGUUCGUUUUACAUGUAACAAGUGUUUAUUACUUAUUAUGAAUAUGUAAAAAACAAUGAUAGUAAAUAAAAGUAGUAAAUUCGUCUGUUUUUGAUGCGCGAACUUAUAAUUUUAUAUACUAGCUUCUGAAAACGAGGCCAUAAGCAAAAAAACUAAUUUUACGAGUAACGUAACACGUUAUGUUACAAAUAAAAAUAACAUUGUGUAAAAAUGAAUCACUCAAAGUUUUUUCUGUCAUUUGAUCAAUUCUAAAGCCAAUAAAAUUAAUUUCAUGAAUGUGCGUCAAAAAAAAAAUCAAUUUUCUUCAAUCUCAAAGUUUAAAAGUUCUAGAAUAAUGCCCAUAUGACUCUGAAUUUGUUCAUGGAAGUAUCAAAAUUUAGUUUAAAGAUAAUUUGAAGCAGAUAACUUGGAUGUACAGAAGGUUGUCCGACAAGAGGAAAUAAAAACCGCUGACGCGAGUAGUUUCGCCGCUUUUUUAAAUAAUCAAAAAAUAACUGAAGAAAUAAUAAUUCCUCCUGCUGUUGAUGAUUAUACAACAGAAACCGUGCCCAUUUUAAACAAAACUGAAGUGACUCAAGUGGAAAAGUGCAACACGUGCCCUAAAACGAGGAAGUUGAAUAAAAUUUUAAAUAAAAAAUAUAUGCAGUUAACAGCUGAAAAUGCAGUUUUAAAAGCGGAAAACCUCCGUUUAAAAGAAGAAAUGCAUAUUCUAAAGAACGAGAAGGAGAGUCAAAUUUUAAAACAAUUAGAAAAUGUGAGGGAAGACUUGAAAAAAAAGAAGAAAAAGACAUCUGCGCGGAAUAGUGACUCAAAUACGGUUACUUGUGCUGGAGUCCAAAUUUGUAAAGACGCUUUUAAUGAAGCCUUGGAUGCGACGACUAUCAGUGCCAGAGUUCGCAAAAUUGCCUCUGGCUACUGGCCUCCUAAAAAAAUUCAAUUUGUUGGCAACAAAAAGCCAUUGGGGGUAUCCAAGAAAAAUUGGAUUAAAAUCCAAUACAAAGAUUACGACAAUAUCAGACGUGUCGUAAAAAAAAUUCAAAGAAAUGAGGAUCAUACAAUCCAUGGUGUGGACGAGAAACAUUACGAGGAGAAUUUUAAUAUGUGGGUUCACAAAGCAGUUAACUGCAGACGUGAUAAAUCAUUUUGUAAAGAACUAACGGAGGAACAAGAAAAAGAGGAUGAAGAAGAGGAGGAAGAGGGAGUAGAUGAAGAGGAGGGAGAGGAAGAAGAGGAGGGAGAGGAUAAAGAGGAAGAAGAGGAAGUGGAUGAAGAGGAGAGAGUGGAUGAAGAGGAGAGAGUGGAUGAAGAGGAGAGAGUGGAUGGAGAGGAGAGAGUGGAUGAAGAGGAGAGAGUGGAUGAAGAGGAGAGAGUGGAUGAAGAGGAGAGAGUGGAUGAAGAGGAGAGAGUGGAUGAAGAGGAGAGAGUGGAUGAAGAGGAGAGAGUGGAUGGAGAGGAGAGAGUGGAUGGAGAGGAGAGAGUGUAUGAGGAAGAAAGAGAGAGGAGGAAGUGAAAGAAUAAAAGUG
Leptopilina boulardi is the source of this 1570-nucleotide messenger RNA. RefSeq names its product cilia- and flagella-associated protein 251-like. The transcript is spliced from 7 exons. The coding region runs from base 688 to 1557 and encodes 289 amino acids. NCBI's taxonomy places the organism in Eukaryota, Metazoa, Arthropoda, Insecta, Hymenoptera, Figitidae. The record is from RefSeq and is a predicted model, not a curated record.